Messenger RNA from Dermatophagoides pteronyssinus (European house dust mite), 1498 nucleotides. Its product is annotated as saccharopine dehydrogenase-like oxidoreductase. Gene Ontology annotation, cellular component: mitochondrion; lipid droplet; plasma membrane. Gene Ontology annotation, biological process: glycolipid biosynthetic process. Lineage: Eukaryota; Metazoa; Arthropoda; Arachnida; Sarcoptiformes; Pyroglyphidae. The record is from RefSeq and is a predicted model, not a curated record.
UAAUCAAUUGAUCAUUAUUUAAAUCUUGGGUACACAUUUAAAUAUAUUGUCGAUUUUGUUACAAACCUGUUGAACAUCGUUUGAGCAUUUGUUUUUUCCGUUUAUUCAUUGAACAAUGAAUUCAUCAAAAGAAUUCGAUUUGAUUAUUUUUGGUGCUACUGGUUUUACUGGAUUUUAUGUACUUAGAGAAUUAUUAUUAUCAUUAGAACAACGUAAAUCAGAAUAUGAACAUUUAAAAUGGGCAAUUGCUGGUCGUAAUGAACAGAAAAUGACAAUGAAAUUGGAAGAAGUGGGCCAAGAAUUGAAUAAAAAUCUUGAAAAUGUUACUAAAAUUGUGGCUGAUUGUUCAAAUACAAAUUCAUUGUUGGAAAUGGCCAAACGUUCUCGAUUAAUCAUAAAUUGUGUUGGACCAUAUUGUUUUUAUGGACGACCUGUAGUUCAAGCUUGUGUCGAAGCAGGUACCCAUCAUAUCGAUAUUUCUGGUGAACCGAAUUAUAUUGAAGCAAUGGCAAUUGAAUUUCAUAAUCAGGCCAAAGAAAAAGGAUUGAUCAUUAUAUCAACAUGUGGAUGGGAUUCUAUUCCAUGUGAUUUAGGUGUUCAAGUGACUAAGCAAAAAUUUCCCGGACGUUUACAUUCAGUUGAAACAUUUGUUUCAACCAUUCCAGGUUCAGAAGGAUACAAAAUUAAUACUGGUACUUUAAAUUCGGCUAUUAAUGGAUAUAGAACUAUGAACGAAUUAAGGGCCAUUCGACGACGACUUUAUUCCGAAGUAUUGACAGUAAAGAUUCCAAGAAGUCGAAUCGUUCUCAAACGAAAAACUUUACCAUUUACUCGUGACGAAGUUUCAGGUUGGAAUGUCGAAUUUCCUGGUAGUGAUCGUUCGGUAGUUCAACGUACACAAUACUACAAUUAUGAACAUUUCAAAGAACCACCAUUACAGAUACAAACAUAUUUUACUGUUGCAUCAUUUACACAUUUGAUGGGAUUGAUUGUAUUUGCUGCUAUGUUUGCUGUAAUGACGGCUACAUCAUUCGGUUCAAGAUUAUUGUCUCGAUAUCCAGAAGUUUUUACAGCAGGUGCUUUUAGCAAAAAAGGUCCAACACGUGCACAAAUCGAAUCUUCUCGAUUUCGUACAACCAUUAUUGGACGUGGAUGGUCAAAACGUGUAUUAGAACAACAAAGCAACCCGGAUGAUGUUGAUAGUGAACCAGAAACUGAACCUGAUGAAACUAUUACGGUUCAAGUUUCUGGUAGAGAUCCAGGUUAUAUGGCCACAUCAACUUGUUUGAUUCAAUCUGGUCUUACCAUUUUGAUGGAAUCGGAUAACAUUCCUAGAGGUGUAUUGACUCCAGCAUCGGCAUUCCGUAAUACACAUUUAUUGGAUCGUUUACAAGAAAGAGAUUUUACGAUUGAAGUUGUUUCAUCACAAAGAAUUGAAAAUUGAAAAAUUUGUUCUUUUUUUAUUGUUUUUAAAAAUUACAAAUCUUUUUUUAUAAAA